AUGUACGGUAGGCCUCUGCGAAGAUCCCUGGAUCUUCUGCGAGUAUCUCCACAACAGGUUCAAGACACUGAAGAUCAAGCUGAAUCCAACCUACCGAGGGCAUUCGAACCGAAGGCAGUUGUGUACACCAAAGUCUAUGCACACAACAAGUGGGCUUGGGAGCCUGGCACUGUGAUGGAGAAAGUCUGCAAGGUCAUGUACAACAUCUGGUUAAACAGUAAGAUAAUGAUUCGAUCCCACAUUAACCAGCUUUGGGCCCGAACCCCGUCAGGACCAGACAUCGAGCAGACGAAUAAGCCAUCGGAGCAGUUACCAAUCAACAUUCUGCUAAACGAGUGGAAGCUACCACACCCUUCUUCACCUGUGUUGGCACCUACGUCGCAACCACCUGAAUCAACAGUAGGUCAGCCCGUAACCUCCACAGCAUCCACGAGCCAAAGCUCAACAUCGUCUUCAACAACGGAAUCUGUAAUCAACUCAUCUCCUGUGGUCCAGCUACCUAGACGCUCUUCUCGCAACCGAAGAUCGCCCCAAUGGUUCCAGGCGUAUCGCAGGUGUUAA
Sabethes cyaneus is the source of this 561-nucleotide messenger RNA. RefSeq lists its product as uncharacterized. Lineage: Eukaryota; Metazoa; Arthropoda; Insecta; Diptera; Culicidae. The coding region runs from base 1 to 561 and encodes 186 amino acids. The record is from RefSeq and is a predicted model, not a curated record. The transcript has a single exon.